Protobothrops mucrosquamatus (brown spotted pit viper) is the source of this 900-nucleotide messenger RNA. Its product is annotated as mitochondrial inner membrane protein OXA1L-like. NCBI's taxonomy places the organism in Eukaryota, Metazoa, Chordata, Lepidosauria, Squamata, Viperidae. Bases 1 to 900 code for a protein of 299 amino acids. Gene Ontology annotation, cellular component: mitochondrial inner membrane. Gene Ontology annotation, molecular function: membrane insertase activity. Gene Ontology annotation, biological process: mitochondrial respiratory chain complex IV assembly; protein insertion into mitochondrial inner membrane from matrix. The transcript is spliced from 8 exons. The record is from RefSeq and is a predicted model, not a curated record.
AUGGCGGCUUUCGGGGCGCUGCGGCGAGCGUGGAUCGCGGCGGGGGGGCUUCACCCUCAGGUUCACAGGACCUCUGUGCCCCUGAGGUGGUCCCAGGCCAGAACCUCUUUUGUUCCUCGGUUGAAGAGUUUUCCUGUCGCGCCUUGGAGACUCACAAUCCGGAGUCAGAGCACCGCAGCCGUGGCAGGCAUCCAGGUUGCGCAAGGUGUGUCCACCCCACCUCUGGAGGAAAUCCUCCCUCUGGAGGAACUUGGUCAAGUAGUUUUGCAAGAACCGACAUUCGCCGAACUGGGCCUGGAAAGCUACACCCCGGUGGGCUUUAUCCUGAAGCUUUUGGAAUCGUUCCACCUGGACCUGGGGCUGCCUUGGUGGGGAGCCAUUGUGGCAGGCACGGUAUGUAUACGCUGCCUGGUCUUCCCACUCAUUGUAAAGAGCCAGCGAGACGCAAUCGAAUUAAACAACCACGUACCCCAAAUGACUGCAUUGACUGCCAGAAUCAGCGAAGCCAAGAAGACUGGCAACAGACAACAGUUUUCGCAGGCCGUCAUGGAUCUGGAACACUACCAGAAGACCCAUAAUAUUAACCCCCUGCGAGGAUUAAUCACGCCUCUUGUCCAGGCUCCCAUUUUCAUCUCGUUCUUCUUUGCCCUGCGCAAAAUGGCGGAGUGUCCUGUGCCCGGCAUGCAGACGGGGGGACUCUGGUGGUUCACGGACCUCGCAGCCCCGGAUCCUUACUACAUACUUCCCGUGAUGGUAUCUGUCACCAUGUGGAUUGUUACGGAGACUGGGAUGCAAUCAGGACCUCCACACCCAAACCUGGAGCUAAUGAAAAAGGUUUUCCGAGUGAUGCCCGUGGUCUUCCUUCCGUUCAUAAUUUCCUUUCCAACGGAGUGGAUAUAA